AUGGUAGUGGAGGUGGUGGAGGUGGUGUUGGUUAUGAUGGAUGUCGACAGUAAUAGUGGUGAUGGGUGGUGGUGGUCGAUGGCUGCGGUGGUUAUGGAGGCAGAGACAGUGGUUGUUGGUGGACAAAGGUUUAAAGAUGCCCAUGUUAUCCGAGAGAUGACGACUAUCUUCAGGUCUUCCUUUGCUKGUCYRUGGCAUARAUGGAAGGAAGUACCUCAGGAAGCACGUGACUUGAUGUUCCAGCGCUUUAGGGCUAAGUUCCAAUGGGAUCCUGAGCUGGAUGACACGGUUCAUUCAUUAUGGACCAAAGCCAUGCACAACUGGUACUCUGAUUGGAUGAGCUCUGCACGUGAUUGGGUCGUGGCACAGGCCUAUCCUGGUGAUCAACAAUGGGAUGGUGAGGACUUCUCACGGAUUAGAUUACACCAUCCCGUAUGGAUACCAGACAGGUUUUGGCUACAAAUGAUUGACACGGUCUGGGAUACUGAGGCUUGGAAAAAGAAAUCCAGGAUCAAUGGGGCAAAUCGGAACACCGAGUUUGAGGGGGUGUCGUCCAGACACACUGGGGGAUCGAUUAGUACGGCACAACAUCGAGACAGGAUGGCACGAGUAAUGGGUCGUGAGCCUACUGCUACUGAGGUGUUUGAGCGUACUCACUGCACGAACCGAAAGUUCGAUCAAGGUUCGUCCGAACCGCCUACCGAUCUUCCUCAGUUCAGUUACCCGAAAGCUGCUAGGUAUCAUGAGCGAUUUCAAUCGCUUAGGGGUGAGUCACAAUCUAGUACCGACAGCCCUCUCCCUGAUGAGGCAUCUCUUUGGGAGCAAAGUGUUGGAGGACGGAUGAAAGGCCGAAUAUUUGGUUUCGGGACCACCCAGGAUCCCUCUUAUGCUAUGACGGAGAAGUUGUCAAGGGUAGAAGAGGAACUCGAGACCGAAMGGAAGAAUAKGGCAGAUUUGGAGGCCAGACAAGCUGCCUCGGCAGCUGAACAGGCCAGACAAGCUGCUGCAUUAGCCCAACAGGCCGCAUUAUCGGAGCAUUUUGCUGCGUUUAUGCGGCAGUCAGGAUACGUUUUCCCACCUCCCCCCGAUAGUUAG
Messenger RNA from Cynara cardunculus var. scolymus (artichoke), 1095 nucleotides. RefSeq lists its product as uncharacterized. The record is from RefSeq and is a predicted model, not a curated record. NCBI's taxonomy places the organism in Eukaryota, Viridiplantae, Streptophyta, Magnoliopsida, Asterales, Asteraceae. The transcript is spliced from 7 exons. The coding region runs from base 1 to 1095 and encodes 364 amino acids.